AUGGAGGAUUACGAAACUGUGGCAUUGACCGAAGAGUGCAGUGCUAUUUUGCAAAGGAAGCUUCCACAGAAGUUGAGAGAUCGAUCCUGGAAGUUUCACAAUCCCAUGCACAAUUGCAUAAAUCUCAUGCAUCUAUCAGUAUUCAAAAGACUUGGUUUGGGUGAGGCAAAGCCAACAACGGUUACACUACAGUUGGCCGAUAGAUCACUGGCUCAUCCGAGGGGGAUUAUUGAAGAUGUGCUAGUGAAGGUCGACAAAUUCAUUUUCCCUGCAGAUUUUAUUGUGCUGGAUAUGGAGGAGGAUGCAAAUGUCCCAAUUAUUCUUGGACGACCGUUCCUAGCAACAGGACAAGCUCUCAUAGAUGUGCAAAAGGGAGAGCUGAAACUCAGAGUCGAGGGGGAUGAGGUGGUGUUUAGUGUCUUUAAGGCAAUGACGUAUCCGAUGGCUAGUGACAGUUGCUACAGUGUGGAUGUGAUAGAUAAAGCAGUUUUGGAAAGACGGGUCAGUAGUGAUGCUUUAGAGGUAGUGUUGACUGGUGGGGAGGAAGACGAAGAAGAUGAUGAGAUGAAAGAAUAUGUAAAGUGGAUUAACUCUUACCACCUGUAUUUGAAGAAGUUUGAAGAGUUGGCAGAGGCCACCGAUUGA
Humulus lupulus (European hop) is the source of this 645-nucleotide messenger RNA. RefSeq lists its product as uncharacterized. Bases 1 to 645 code for a protein of 214 amino acids. The transcript has 2 exons. The record is from RefSeq and is a predicted model, not a curated record. Lineage: Eukaryota; Viridiplantae; Streptophyta; Magnoliopsida; Rosales; Cannabaceae.